Molecule: messenger RNA, 2126 nt
Organism: Colossoma macropomum (tambaqui)
Lineage: Eukaryota; Metazoa; Chordata; Actinopteri; Characiformes; Serrasalmidae
Gene: cct7
Product: chaperonin containing TCP1, subunit 7 (eta)
Exons: 11
Coding region: 64-1707 (547 amino acids)
Biological process (GO): protein folding
Cellular component (GO): chaperonin-containing T-complex
Molecular function (GO): ATP hydrolysis activity; ATP-dependent protein folding chaperone; ATP binding
Source: RefSeq, a predicted model, not a curated record
CACUGUUCUAGAGAGUUCCCGAGUGCAUUGUGGGAGCCGGCCGGUCUUCCUCUCGCCGCAAAGAUGAUGCCCACUCCAGUAAUCCUGCUGAAGGAGGGGACGGACACCUCCCAGGGUGUCCCUCAGCUCGUCAGCAACAUUAAUGCCUGUCAGGUCAUUGCUGAGGCUGUGCGGACCACUCUGGGCCCUCGGGGCAUGGAUAAGCUCAUCGUGGACAACAGAGGCAAGGCCACUAUCUCCAAUGAUGGUGCCACUAUCUUGAAAUUGCUGGAUGUGGUUCACCCUGCAGCCAAAACUCUGGUGGACAUCGCCAGGUCUCAGGAUGCUGAGGUUGGUGAUGGCACCACAUCAGUGACUUUGCUUGCGGCCGAGUUCCUGAAGCAGUUGAAGCCGUAUGUGGAGGAGGGGCUCCAUCCCCAGACCAUUAUCCGAGCAUUCCGCAUUGCAACCCAGCUCGCUGUCAAAAAGAUCAAAGAGAUUGCUGUCACUAUCAAAAAGGAUGACAAGCAGGAACAGAGGCAGUUGUUGGAGAAAUGUGCUGCCACAGCACUGAACUCCAAGCUAAUUGCUGGUCAGAAGGAUUUCUUCUCCAAGAUGGUGGUUGAUGCAGUGAUGAUGCUGGAUGAUUUGCUGCAGCUCAAGAUGAUUGGCAUGAAGAAAGUUCAGGGUGGAGCUCUGGAGGACUCUCAACUGGUGGCUGGUGUGGCCUUUAAGAAGACCUUCUCUUACGCUGGCUUUGAGAUGCAGCCCAAACAAUAUGAGAACCCAAAGAUUGCUCUCCUCAACAUCGAGCUGGAGCUGAAAGCAGAGAAGGACAAUGCUGAAGUUCGUGUUAACAAUGUGGAGGACUACCAGGCCAUUGUUGAUGCUGAGUGGAACAUCCUGUAUGACAAGCUGGAGAAGAUCUAUAAGUCUGGUGCCAAGGUGGUUCUGUCCAAGCUGCCUAUCGGGGAUGUGGCCACGCAGUACUUUGCUGACAGAGAUCUGUUCUGUGCUGGCCGAGUUCAGGAGGAGGAUCUGAAGAGAACCAUGAUGGCCUGCGGGGGCUCUAUCCAGACAAGCGUUGGUUCCCUCACUGAUGAUGUCCUGGGUCAGUGUGAGCUGUUCGAGGAGGUGCAGGUUGGAGGAGAGAGGUACAACUUCUUCAAAGGCUGUCCAAAGGCCAAGACCUGCACCAUCAUCCUGAGGGGUGGGGCUGAGCAGUUUAUGGAGGAGACUGAGCGAUCACUACAUGAUGCCAUCAUGAUUGUACGCAGAGCCAUCAAGAACGACUCUAUUGUGGCUGGAGGUGGUGCUAUUGAGAUGGAAUUGUCCAAGUACCUGAGGGAUUAUUCCAGAACCAUCCCAGGCAAACAGCAGCUACUGAUUGGAGCCUAUGCAAAGGCCCUGGAAGUCAUCCCCAGGCAGCUGUGUGAUAACGCAGGAUUUGAUGCGACCAAUAUCCUUAACAAGCUCCGGGCUAAACACGCACAGGGAGGAAUGUGGUAUGGUGUGGACGUGAACAACGAAGACAUUGCUGAUAACUUUCAGGCGUGUGUGUGGGAGCCUGCCAUUGUGCGCAUCAAUGCCUUGACCGCCGCCUCUGAAGCUGCCUGCCUCAUCUUGUCUGUGGACGAAACCAUCAAGAAUCCCCGCUCCAGCGUCGAUGCCCCACCAGCACCUGCUGGCAGGGGUAGGGGUCGCGGUAGGCCCCCCCAUGCCCACUAGAACCUCCUUAACACACACCAGUCCUGGCCAGUCCAGGUCUUUAUAUGUGUAGCCACUGGACUGUUGGAAGCUCAAAAGGAAGCCAUCAGUUUUGGUCCUGUUUUACUUACUUGAUUGUUACUAAACGCCUACAUGUCCACAGGCUGUGGAGCAUCAAUGAAAGUCCACCUUGGUAAUUGUAUUGCUGAUGCUUGUGUAUGUGGGAAUUGUGAGUAAAGCAGGAUUUUAGCUGUGGUUGUGUGGAGGCAGAUUGUUUUGUAGUAGUCUGAGACAACACACCCAGAAAGGUGGCUGUCUGGUUUGUGAAAUUGUAGACGCACUGAUGUUGGGCAUUCAAGCCAGACUGCAGUAUGUUCCCAUGUUUGUCAUUCAGUGGAACUAUUUAUUUGGACCAUUAAAUUCAAUACUUUCACAUUUCA